This is a messenger RNA of Chanos chanos (milkfish), 1368 nucleotides long. RefSeq names its product sorting nexin 8b (gene snx8b). Lineage: Eukaryota; Metazoa; Chordata; Actinopteri; Gonorynchiformes; Chanidae. The record is from RefSeq and is a predicted model, not a curated record. Gene Ontology annotation, cellular component: early endosome membrane. Gene Ontology annotation, molecular function: phosphatidylinositol binding. Gene Ontology annotation, biological process: early endosome to Golgi transport; intracellular protein transport. The transcript is spliced from 10 exons. The coding region runs from base 1 to 1368 and encodes 455 amino acids.
AUGCGUCUGGUGAACCAGGGACCUGUGAGUGAAAACCCAUCCUUAGAAGACUUGCUGAGGAGAGAUGGAGUGGUUGUGGAAAUUGUACCAGAGAAAAAGGGUCUUCUCUUCCUCAAACAUGUGGAAUAUCGUCUGAUCAGUAAGUGUUUUAAGGUUGCAGUCCAUCGCAGAUACAGUGACUUUGAUGUGUUCCACUCUCUGCUGCUGCAAAGGUUUAUCUACCGAAUGGUCCCUCCUCUUCCUCCGAAACGCAUUUUCAAAGGAGUGCUGAAUUCCAUGUCAGAGAGGGAGUUUAUAGAGGUUCGUUGCCGUGGGUUACAGAGGUUCAUGACCCUGGUGAUGCGACACCCAGUCAUCUCAGAAGAUGAGCUGCUUAUUAUCUUCAUGACUGCAAGCAGUGCAGAUGUUCAAAUCAAACUGCGGGAAGCAUUUAAGAGGACUGGGGAUGAAUACAUGAUGUACCAAAUGUCCUCACAAUGCAGGGUUCAUUUUCCAGAUGACAUACACGCUCAGACUGCAUCCAGUCGUGAGGUCGUUGAAAACCUCCUGGCCAGUUUUCACAGGCUCCGGAACAUGGUGGAAAGAAUGGCCCAGCGUUCACGAGAAAACUCUACAGAUCUGCUCAUGUUUGGGAAGGACCUGAGUUCACUAGGCUCUGAAACAUCUCACCCUCCGCCUUCCACACCUUCUGGUGUGGAAACACCAAGCUCUGUAAGGAAAACCCAGAGGCCAUCACUGGGGGAGGAAUUCAACUUACUGGCUGAAAAAGCAGCUAAACAGGGGAGCCGAGAGGCAAAUGAAGUUGUGGAAAAACUGAACGUGUUCCUUGAAAUGCUCCAGUCAUACAAAGACCUCUGUGUCAGACAUGAGAGUGGGGUGUUUUUGGAGCAUCAGAGUGCCCUUCAGAAACACAACAUGAAUUCAGUUAUGUGCACAAGAGACCAAAGGCAAACAGACCAGCUGGAGUCUCGUAUCGCUCAGCAGGAAAAUGCCAUUGUUACCAUGGAGAUGAGGAGCUACUUCUCUCUUCAUUGUCUGCAUCAGGAGACUCAGUAUGUCUUUAUGUACUUGCCCCACAUGUUGCAGGUACUGGGCGACUUUGUUCACUCACAGAUACAGGGACACAAAGAGAUGCAUGAAGUAUGGAGUGAACUACACCCUAAACUGACCAAGCUAUAUGAGGGCACCAACAAGACGCCCAUGUGUCCCCUGAAUCCUCUACAGACGCCCAACACACAGAGUCUACUUCAUACAUCCACUCCCCAGAGCCUACUCCUUCAGACAUCCAGUCCAAGACAACGACGCACAACCGCCAUUUUCUCCCAGUUCUGUCCGUCUGAAAAGCCAGAUGAAAAGAUGGUGAACUGA